Molecule: messenger RNA, 1832 nt
Organism: Aspergillus ruber CBS 135680
Lineage: Eukaryota; Fungi; Ascomycota; Eurotiomycetes; Eurotiales; Aspergillaceae
Product: phytoene synthase
Exons: 6
Coding region: 1-1719 (572 amino acids)
Biological process (GO): biosynthetic process
Molecular function (GO): geranylgeranyl diphosphate synthase activity; intramolecular lyase activity
Source: RefSeq, a predicted model, not a curated record
AUGGGACUAGACUAUCUUUUGGUACACCUCACAUAUAACAUCCCACCAGCAGUGGUGAUGACAAUUGCAUACUGGCCAUUCUUCACAAAACUAGAUCUAUACAGGAUAUCGACUCUCAUUACAAUUGCUGUACUAUCCACCAUCCCAUGGGACUCGUGUCUCAUCGAGAACCAAAUCUGGACAUACCAACCAGACGCAGUUCUAGGGCCGGCAAUAUGGUCAAUACCUAUUGAGGAAGUCUUCUUCUUCAUCAUUCAGACAUACAAUACGAGUUUGUUGUAUAUUAUUUUAACUAAGCGGCUUGUUAAACCGAUGUAUCUGAGCCCAUCGGAUGUGUGGAAGAGGAAUAUUGGGAUCGUAUUUAUCGUCAUAUGUCUGGGUUUGGGUUUUGCUGGCAUACAUUAUGGGGGGAAGUUUACCUAUCUCGGACUGAUUGUGGGUUGGGUUAGUCCUUUUAUGUUGAUUCAGUGGCUCGCUGCAUGGAGUUUUAUGCUUCGCCUCCCAUGCAGAGAUAUACUCCUUGUGAUAUGUAUACCGACUGCAUAUCUGUGGUGUGUAGAUACUAUCGCACUAGGGAACGGGACUUGGGUGAUUGAGAAGAACACAAAACUCGACAUUCAGUUAUGGGGUUGGUUAGACAUUGAAGAAGCGCUUUUUUUCCUGGUAACGAAUGCCAUGAUCGUCAUGGGGCAGAUGGCCACUGACAAUGCCAUUGCACUGGCUGUAUAUAAUAUGGCUACUACUGAUGGAAAGGUAUCUGAAUGUCCUUCAUUUGGGCAAUUGGUGACAGUUUUCAUUGAGGGACACGGCAAACCACUGGACCUAGCAUUUAUAAAUGCCCUCGGUGAUGCUGUCGAGAGGCUCAAACAGCAAAGUCAGAGUAUGUAUUUGGGUAGUGCUAUGUUUGUGGGUCGGCUUCGGAUUGACCUGAUCUUUCUUUAUUCCUUCUGUCGAGUGAUAGAUGAUCUGGUUGAUGAAGCACCAGACAGAAAUACAGCUCACACUGUGGUACAAGAAUGCGCAGUUCUCUUGGAAAAAAGAUUUGCAGGAGAGGACAUCUCGAAAUUUGCUCUUGCUCAUCCACUGUUGCUAUCUUCAAUCGAACGACUGCCUAUUGAUAGGUUAUCCAUUGAGCCCUUACAAGGUCUACUGAAAGGAUUCGAAACCGAUCUUGACUUUGACGCCGAAAACAACACGUUCCCCAUCUCAACGGAAAAAGACCUAGAACGAUACGCAUUCCACGUUGCCGGCACAAUAGCAAAACUAGUCAUUGAACUGACCACAUCUAAUAUCGGAUGUUAUGACACACACCGACAAAUUCUCACAGCAGGCUCGCGCAUGGGGCAAGCGCUUCAGUACGUCAAUAUCGCCCGGGACAUCUCGCGCGACGCAGAAAUCCACCGAGUCUAUUUCCCAACCAGCUGGCUGGAAGAGAAAAACCUUACACCGGCACAUGUUGUGAGUUGCCCAGAUAACCCGCAGUUGAACGAAUUGCGGACAAGACUCCUCAACAAGGCGGAUGAAUGUUAUCGAUCGACGGAGCAGGCAAUCAGGGAGUUACCAUUGGAUGUUCAGGGACCCAUUCGCGUGACAGUGGAGAGCUAUAUGGAGAUUGGAAAGAUGUUGCGAAAGGAAGAUUUGCCACGGAUGAAGGGGAAGAUGAAGAUUCCUCUUUUGAGAAGGUUGAGGGUGGCUUACAAGGCGUUAUCGAUGUAUUGAAUAGUGGGCAGAGUGGAUCGGAUCGGCAGCUACAAGCAGGAUGGUAUACGAUAAUGCCAGAGAUAAACUCUAGAACUUGCAGAAAAAAUGGAAAUAGGGAAUAUAAGUGGGUC